Talaromyces marneffei is the source of this 780-nucleotide messenger RNA. RefSeq lists its product as uncharacterized. The transcript is spliced from 2 exons. The record is from RefSeq and is a predicted model, not a curated record. Bases 1 to 780 code for a protein of 259 amino acids. Gene Ontology annotation, molecular function: oxidoreductase activity. Lineage: Eukaryota; Fungi; Ascomycota; Eurotiomycetes; Eurotiales; Trichocomaceae.
AUGGAUACCCUCUCCCUCGCCGGCAAAGUAGCCAUCAUCACCGGAUCAGGUCGUGAGACUGGUAUUGGCGCAGGGAUUGCUACUGCACUCGCACGUAACGGUGCCUGGGUGGUGAUUAACCAUGUUUCGGAUAAGAGUGCGCCUCGAGCUGCUAAGGUGGCCGAAACGUUGAACCAGAAUACUGUCGGGAAAGCGGUUGUUGUGCAGGCGGAUGUGUCGUCACCAGAGGGCGCAAAGAUGCUUGUUGAGGAAGGGUUGAGAUUGUUUGGUGUGGACCAUGUUCAUAUUUUGGUAAAUAAUGCUGCAAGUGGCAGUGUCGAACCGUUCCUCAAAGCAUCCCCCUCUUUCAUGGAGGGCAUGUUCAAAACAAUUGUUUUCGGACCAGUAUACAUGAUCCAAGCCGUCAUCCCUCACAUGCCUCGCGGCGGACGAAUCAUCAACACGGGAAGUGUCGCUUCCAAAGUCUGCCCGGGUCCCGUUCCGAUUUAUUCAGGCGCAAAAGCAGCAGUGGAUGCAAUGACGUUCGGGAUGUCGAUGGAACUGGGACGCGGAUAUGGAGUGACUAUCAACACUGUGAUGCCGGGUGGCGUGGCGACUGAUGCAUUGCCCAAGGAGGUUAUGGAGAAGCUUCAUCAGCCCUUAAUUGCCAUGACGAGGGCUGAAGAGAGGAUCGGGACGAUUGAGGAUAUUGGCGAUGCGGUAUUGUUGCUUUGUAGUGAAAACAGUCGAUGGAUCACGGGCCAGGUUAUUAGUGUAAGCGGUGGUAUCACGGGUGGUUGA